This is a messenger RNA of Spinacia oleracea (spinach), 1883 nucleotides long. Its product is annotated as probable protein phosphatase 2C 24. NCBI's taxonomy places the organism in Eukaryota, Viridiplantae, Streptophyta, Magnoliopsida, Caryophyllales, Amaranthaceae. Gene Ontology annotation, biological process: protein dephosphorylation. The transcript has 4 exons. Bases 164 to 1516 code for a protein of 450 amino acids. Gene Ontology annotation, molecular function: cation binding; protein serine/threonine phosphatase activity. The record is from RefSeq and is a predicted model, not a curated record.
CCUUCUCCUUCUGUUUGCACGUAAAAAUAACAAAGCGGUACCCACUCUGUUAGGAGAGAGGAAAGUAGAGAACGAAAGAGAAACAAUAACAAUAACAAAAAUAAAAUAAAAUCGAUGAUGUUACUAUACUCAUGAGAAUCGAGGAAGGAGAAGAACGACUUUAAUGGCGGAAAUUUGCUGUGAAGUAUCAAUAACUGAGGGAGAGAAUAAUCCAGUGCUUUCUACUGUAUGUGAAUCAACCUCUUCUCGAGCUGCUAGGAGACGUAGGAUGGAGAUCAGACGCUUCAAAUUCGUUGCUGGAGUUCCAUCAACUAAUAAUAAUAUAAAUAUUAAUACUAGCUGUAAUAAUAGUAAUACUACUGACGAUGAUGAUGACCACUCUGGAAUAAUCGACGCAACGAAGCGUCCAAGGAUAGAAUUCGCUGGUGCGCCUUCUUCGUCGUCUCCUAAAGAAUGCAUUGUUUCUAACGCGGUUGAGAGUAGCGUCGUUUCAGUUGAUCGUGUUCGGGAGAUGAUUACUUCUAGUGACAAUAACAAAAAAUCGUCGUCAGAAGAGGAGUCUGCUUCGACGACGUCGCUUUAUCAGAAUUCAGUUUUCAACAUUGACUACAAUUUUGUUCCCAAAUUUGGCGUCGCUUCGGUUUGUGGAAGGCGACGAGAUAUGGAAGAUGCGAUCGCUGUUCAUCCUUCAUUUCUCCAGUCGGAGAAUAAUUCUUCCGAUUCCACCUGUUCGGAAUUGCAUUACUUCGGUGUUUACGACGGUCAUGGCUGUUCUCAUGUAGCGACGAGGUGUAGAGAGCGAAUGCACGAGUUAGUGAAGGAAGAGUUGGUGGCGGUGCCAGAGUGGAAGUUAGCGAUGGAGAGAAGCUUCAGUAGGAUGGAUAAAGAAGCGAUCGCAUGGAACGAAGGAGUAAUUGGUAGUUGCAGAUGUGAAUUGCAGACGCCGGAAUGCGACGCCGUGGGAUCCACCGCAGUUGUUGCCAUUGUUACACCUGGUAAAAUUAUCGUUGCCAAUUGCGGCGAUUCUCGCGCCGUUCUAUGCCGUAAAGGCAAGGCCUUCCCUCUUUCUUCCGACCACAAGCCGGACCGACCCGAUGAGUUGAACCGGAUCCAAGAAGCUGGCGGUCGGGUCAUAUAUUGGGAUGGAGCUCGGGUCCUUGGAGUUCUAGCCAUGUCUAGAGCCAUCGGAGAUAACUACUUGAAGCCAUAUGUGAGCUGUGAGCCAGAGGUGACGAUAAUGGACCGAUCAGUAGACGAUGACUGUCUAAUAUUAGCAAGUGAUGGGUUGUGGGAUGUGGUGUCAAACGACACAGCUUGUGGGGUGGCAAGAAUGUGCUUAAGAGGCAAGGUGCCACCAACGACAACCCCGGAAGUUGAACAGAUCACCGGUGUUGGAGAAGGAAUGGCAGAUAAAGCAUGUACUGAUGCUUCAAUGUUGCUUACCAAGUUGGCUCUAGCAAGGCACAGCACCGAUAAUGUAAGUGUUGUCGUCGUUAAUCUAAGGAAGGAUACCUAGAAAAGCCGGCGGGCAGCUUCCGCUUAACGAAGUGUACGCAAAAAUACUACUCCGUUGGUAGCUAGAACAAAGUGAAGAAUGGAAGUGGGUGAAAAACGAAUGCCCCUCCAUUGUUUUUAAUCUUUUUUUGAAUCACAUUUAGUUUUAGGUAGUUUUAUCCUCUUUUUCUCUCUUACUCCUUUUGGUGGGCUUACUAUUGUUUUAAGGUUUUUGAGAGAGAAGGAGAGUGUUUUCUCCAAAUGCAAAAAACAAAAAACAAAUAUUGCAAGAAUUAGAGAGGCUUAGGCAGGAGGAUCUCGUGUUGUAAGGGGAAAGUAAUACCCAAAAUGCAUUAAUGAAUGUAUGAAAUACCUCCAAAGUUGGAACA